UAAAAGAAAUUUAAGUGAUGUUUCAUGAUGCUUAGUUGUGGUAAAAGUUUGCUCAGUUAUUUUUUUUAUUUCAGCAUCUCAGGAGCUCAUCUAUUAAGUCUGUAUGGGGUUAAAAUUAAUCCAGAUGUGUUUACACAGUAUCUGCUUUAAUGCAGUAGGCACAGCUGUUUUUUGGAUGUAUCCUGGCUAGAUUCCAAUGUGAGCAGUCAUAUUUUCCUUGUCUCUGUACUCCCUUGUAGCUUAUCAACAAGAACACAAGAACUACAAGAAUAUUAUUAAGCUUGGUGUUUUAAAAAGACACAUCAAUUGAGGGUUCCACUGCUGCGAGAGGCAUUUUAAUAAUUGGGUAUUUAUAAAUUCAUCUGAAGUUGGCGGGGGGAGGGUUUGCCUUCUAGGUUUUGAACUUUUGAGAUUGGAUUUCCAGCUUUUUCUUGCCAAGGGGCUAAUAGUUUUAAACUGAUCUGAAAGUUUGGUUUUUUCAUAGAAAGCCAGGGCUUCAGGUGUUGGUUUGACCAAAUAUUAUGAAGGGUUAGGAUUUAAGGUGGCACCUAGCAGGAUGGCAUUAGCCAGUGGCUAAUUGAGAGUACAGGUGAAAAAAGAAAAAGCACAUGCUCAUGUAACCACGUUCAGAUGCAAAAGGAGGGAUCACAGCUUGGCCCAAAGCCCAAAUUUAUUUUUCUUUAAAAAAAAAUUUGAACCUAAGGAGGCUGAUCAUUUCUCUAUUGUUAAUUAGGCAUUAACAAUGUACAAUUUUUGUUUCUCCUGACAAGGAUAAUAUAGGUAGCCAUGCACCUCCACCACCAUUAGAUGUUCUUCUGGGUUGUAUUGUGUCUCUCAAUAUUUUGUGGUUCCCCUGCUGCUUGGUGGAGGUGUUGCCAGUUUGUGUUGGGUUUCCUGUUAGGGCUUAUCUUUGUUUAUUGUGGCAGAGUUAGCUUUGACAGGAAAGUACAGGAUUGCUUUUGCUUGUGGAAAAGAUGUGACUUUUAUUUGAACUCUGUCCCCUGUGGGAUGAGUAAUGGUAGGAUUUGAGCACUGUGUACCUUUCAUGGCUAGCUGCUAGACAGGGAUUGAACAGCAGGGAGAAGAGAGCCAUAUCCCUGGAAUAAAAUUGCUUCUGUGUCUGAUGCAUUUACAAGUCUGCUAGAAACUUCCUUUUGGAGCUGUGCAUAUCUAGGCUUGUCAACAGUUGGCAAGGAUAUUGUCCCUUUUGAUUAUCUAAGGCAGCAGCAUGGCCAAGAGGACAGUAGUGAUACCAGUUCUGGAGAUUUCAUUGCACAUCUUGAUGUCUUCCAUGGCAGAUCCAACAUGUAGAGUUACCUGAAGGUAGAAGCUUCAUCUUUCCUUUGGAAAGCAUGGUUCUCUCUCUUAUAGUUACAAAUGAACUACUGAUGAAAAAGGACUCUACAACUGGAAGGCACAACAUAAAAGACCAACCCAAACUUAAAACUUUAAAGUUAUUCUCAUAAUCUAGGAAACCUCAGUCAUAAUAUUAAAUAGGGUUGAAAUGCUGAUAGCUGUUAUAACAGCCGGACCAGAAUAUAUUUUUCUGUCUGUGGUCCCUGUAUUUCAUUAUUUAUUUUUUUUUAUACUAAGCAGAGGACAAAAUCAAUGGGGGGGCAGAUUUAUCUGUUUGCAAAAUAAAACAACAGCAACACAAAAGUUGUUAUGCAAUGUUUUCUCUAGUAUCCACAUGAUUAAAACCACAAGUUUUUCCUUGUAAUGCAUCCAACUAGAUUCCUUUUCCUUUAACAGUUUUUAUGUUGUUAAUUUGUUCUUUCAUGGGAGUUUUCAGGGGGUUUCUGAAUUGCAUGGCAUUUGUUGGAAGAAAAAAAUAGAGAAACCUGUGCUGCCAUUGUCUGUGGUUAAAUUCAGUAAGGACUAGUAACCAAACAGAAGCAGGGGAGAAGAGCACUGAAGUGCCACUGUUUCAACAAGAACGAUUGGAAAGUGGGUUCUGGAGCUUGAGUGCAGAGUGUCUCCAACUUUUGUGCUCAGCUAUCACAGGCACAUGCAGAAGUUAAAAGAGUACAGAGGAGAGACCAGAGUCCUUAUGAGUGCAGAAUUUUAUUUCUCAGAAGGGAGGGAAGAAAGUUCUCCAUGAGUUUGGUGAGCGUGCGUACCUUUGGCACGCAGUUAAUCCCGGCAGAGAUGAAGAACCUGUUCCUUCUGCUCAUACUAGCAACAACGUCACCUUCUGCAUUUUCAGGCCGCCGUAUGAAAAGGCAGGUUGAUGUCUGGGGGAGCUGGGGUGAAUGGAGCAAGUGCAGUCGGAGCUGUGGCGGUGGAGUCAGCUUUCGGCAGCGGCGCUGCUAUUCCCAAAGGACAGAAGGUCCUUCCAGUUGUGUUGGACCAACACGAAGCUAUCAGUCAUGUAAUGUUCAGAACUGCCCAGAAGGCUCCCGAGAUUUCCGGGCAGAGCAGUGUGCAGAGUUUGAUGGGACAGAAUUCCAAGGCAAGAAAUAUAAGUGGCUUCCAUAUUAUGGAGCACCUAAUAAGUGUGAGUUAAACUGUAUUCCCAAGGGAGAAAACUUCUACUACAAGCACAAGGAAGCAGUGGUAGAUGGGACUACCUGUGAACCUGGCAAGCGAGAUAUCUGUGUAGAGGGAGUGUGUCAGGCCGUUGGCUGUGAUAAUAUGCUGGAAUCUGCCAAGAAGGAGGACAAGUGCCUGCAGUGUGGAGGAGAUGGCAGCACCUGCUAUGGUGUGAAGGGCACUUUUGAUGUGGCCAGCCUCCCCAAAGGUUACAAUCAAAUCUUUAUUAUCCCUGUGGGAGCCACAAGCAUCCAAAUUAAGGAGGUUAAGCCCAGCAGGAACUUCCUAGCUGUCAAGAACGUGCGAGGGGAGUAUUACCUGAACGGGCAUUGGACGAUUGACUUCAGCCGGGCGCUGCAGGUGGCCAGCACGGUGCUGCACUAUGACCGUGGCUCAGAGGGUGAUGUGGCCCCAGAGCUCCUCCAUGCCCGGGGUCCCACCACAGAACCCCUUGUCAUUGAGCUCAUCAGCCAGGAGCCAAACACUGGGGUACAGUAUGAGUAUUACCUGCCCCUGCAAGGACAGGCCUCGGGUUACAGCUGGAGCUACAGUUCCUGGAGUGAGUGCAGCUCUGAAUGUGGAGGAGGUUUCCAGUCUCGCUUGGUGUUUUGUACUAUAGACAAUGAAAUUUAUCCAGACUAUAUGUGCAAGAAUAAACCACAACCAGACAACAACCGGACGUGUGGUCAUCAGCCUUGUCCCCAGACAAAACGGACUUCUUACAUCUACCUGCCACAAGCCUGGAGUCACAGCGGUGCACGGAGCUCUCAGAUGAAGAGGUGGAAAACAGGAGAGUGGGGAUCCUGCUCAGCCACCUGUGGUGGGGGCACCCAGAGCCGCUCGGUGUACUGCGUGGCGUUUGACGGGCAGAGCGCGCAGGGGGUGGUGGAUGAUGCCGAGUGCAUGGCCUUCGCCCAGCAGCCGCGCCGCAGCCAGCCCUGCAACGUCCGGCAGUGUGCCACCUGGAGCACGGGGCCCUGGUCCCAGUGCUCAGCCAGCUGUGGGGAAGGAGUGCAGACCCGGACUGUCACCUGCAGGACGCAGCAGGGCUCCCAGGCUCAGGACUUUGCUUGUCUAAUGGAGCCAAAGCCAUCAGCCACCCAGCCCUGCCUCAAGGAAAACUGCAUCCAGGAAAUCAGCUGGCAUGUUGGAGACUGGGGUCUGUGUUCCAAGAGCUGCGAUUCAGGCAUCCGGACACGCCAGGUCAUCUGUGCUGACGGCGACUCCAAAGUCUACAGUCCUGAGACAUGCAAAGCCAUCCAGCCACAGAAACCAACCACCCUGGGUAGCUGCAACACACAGCCCUGCUACCUGCCACAGCAGGUCCCCAGCAUGCAGGACCCUAUGGGAUACAAUGUCACUCGCCAGUCCUUGCUGACCCGUUACAACCCAAACAGCCCUGCCCCAGUUCUCUCACCAGAUUCUGAUGAUGGAAGAAUGCUUCCUGGGAACACCAUGAUCCAUAGUGCCUCAGGGAAUCAGCACAUUCCAUCCACCAAAGACCACAGCGUCAACUUGUUUGCUGUCCACUGGGAGCCCCAGUCCCGCUCCCCAGGUUCCCAUCGGCUCAGCUUCUCUCAGGACCCCCCUGCAGGGACUGGCUCUCGGGACUGCCACCAGAGCCCACAUGGCUGCUGUCCAGAUGGGCGCACUCCGGCAUCGGGCCCUCUGGGGAGAGGCUGCCCUUUCAGCACCUGCCACCAAAACAGGUAUGGCUGCUGCCCCGAUGGAGUAUCGGCUGCCCAGGGUCCAAACAACAUUGGAUGCCCACAAUACUACCCUGACAUUCGAACGAGACAAAAUCAUCCCACUGCAACCACUCCAGCAGCAAGCCAAGCCUUGUCCCAGCAGCACCCCUCAGGCGAGUGCCGCGGCUCCGUGUAUGGCUGCUGUUUUGACAACGUCGCCUCAGCCAAAGGUCCUCGAGGGGAAGGAUGUCUCAACAGGCCCAACUACCCAUACCCUGUCAUGUGCCUGCUGCCCAGUGCCCACGGCCCCUGCACCAACUGGACCACUCGCUGGUACUUUGUGGGAGUUGUUGGCAAGUGCAACCGGUUUUGGUAUGGCGGCUGUCACGGCAAUAAAAACAGCUUUGCCUCGGAGGAGGAGUGCAUGAGAGCGUGCCACAGCUCUGUGGGGGUCAGUCAUCUGGAGCUCCAGCCCUCUCCUGGUACAGAAGCCCUGCAACACCAGCUGACUGGCUCCAGUUCUCACACAGGACGUGCUCAGGGUCAGCAGCAAUCACCCACAAGAGAGACUGCAAGUCACAGCCAAGAAGGAAGAACCUAUGGGGCUUCACUCCCCAAGCAAGACAGCCGCAGCUGGAGGAGGGAUGUGCUGCCAGAGGCCUUGCCAAGGACUGGUGUGCUGGAGAGCCACAGAAGCAGACUGGACAGCCUGGGCCAGCUGCGCUCCUGGGAAGCAGCCCUGCCUGGGCCCUCGGACAGGCAGAGCAGCGGCGGCCGGCAGGUGCUGUCCCGGGAAGGCAAGCAGUGGCGUGAGGCUUUCGGAGCAGAUGCUUCUGUGACAGAGGGAUUUGGGCACCAGGAGUCUGCAGACUUGUUCCCAGCACAGGCUCUGCACAGAACAAUCCUGGAGGAAGGCAAGCCCCAUCUUGUGACAGCAGUUGUGGGACAAAACAUCCAGCUGGUCUGCAAGACAGGCAUGUCCCCACUCUCCAGAGUGGAGUGGAUGAAGAACAGCCGACCGGUCUCCUCUGACAGGCACACCUACCAGUCCGACAACUCCCUGGUGAUCAGCCACGUCGUGCCCGAGGAUGCUGGCACCUACACGUGCCUCACUUCUGACGGGAGGACAGAGAGCCGACAGAUUCAGCUGCAGAUCACAGAGUACCAGAGCAGCGUUCUGGCCGAGGGUGAGAGAGGUCGGGUCCUUCAGGAGGCAAAUCAGCAGCGCCGAGGGUUACCCAGAGGCAGGCAGCUUGUGCAGGCAGCCGGCUCCUCUGUGCGUCAGCAGCUCACAUACAGGUUGAAAAUGGAUAAGAGCGAGCCCGCAGUAGUGGAGGCCAAUGUUGGGGAGAGAGUCAGACUGCCUUGCACAGUGGAAGCAUCACCAGCUCUCACCAUUGAGUGGCAGAAAGAUGGGCAGCCCCUCUCCUCUCCCAGGCACAGGCAACAGUCGGACGGGGCCCUGCUGAUCAGCCGGGUCAGCUCUGAAGACAUUGGCUUCUUCACCUGCCUUGCCUCCAAUGGACGUGACCGCGACCAGCGCCAGGUCCUGCUCCGGCCUCUAGGAGAGCUGAGGAUCACUGGUCUUCUGCCAAGCAUCACGGUACCUGAGGGAGGGACUGCUCAGCUUCAGUGUACAGUGACUGGCAACAAUGUGAAUAUAAGGUGGUCAAGGAAUGGAGUUCCCAUGCGGGGGGAUGGCCACCACAUCCACCUGUCCCAGGAUGGAAGCCUGACUAUAAGCAACGUCCAAGAGGCUGACGAGGGAUCCUACACAUGCAGUGCCUACAGCAGCAGCAGCUCGGUCAGUGCCAGCUCGGAGGUGAAGGUGCUGAGGAGCCGGCCUAGCACCACUGUGAGCCACGUUGUGGACCUGAGCAGAGAGUGCGUGGACCAGCCCCACCUUGCCAACUGUGACCUGAUCCUGCAGGCCCAGCUCUGUGGUAACGAGUACUAUUCCAGCUUCUGCUGCGCCAGCUGCGCUCGCCACCGCCCCCAGGGCAGCCCCCCGCACCCCCGCGGGUGACAGCAUGGCCAUGGUGACCGAUGACAAGACUGGAGGUCUCAACUCUGUUCUUUUACUGCAUGGGACAGUUCUAGGAACCCUGCCCUGCUCAGAAGACUGAGAGGGUGAAUUGAACAGCGAGUAGUGAGUGUAAAUGCUCGAAGGUGGGAGACCCAACACCCUCAGGUUUAUUGUAAACUCCUUUUCCCCUGUAAACCUUUCCCCUGUAUUUCCCUUGUAUCUCCCAUACCUACUCCAUCUCUUAAGAGUAGUUGCUGUCAUUCACAGAAACCAGAUGAUAGUAGGGAUGUAAGGAUGAUGUGACUAGAGAUGGCAGAUGACCAGCAUGAAAGAGGGAGAGACUUCAUACAAGUAAGAAAGAAGCGCUCUUAAAAACAUGAUCUCUGAAGUGUUUGAAGAUGGGCCUGAACCAUUUCAACUGAAGCACUAAUGAGCCAUGAACAUUUGUUCCUCCAAUGAGCAUUGCUGAACAAGUGCUCCUGGGGUGCACUUUCCAUCUAAAUGCAAAGGACUCUGGCCAUGAGAAACAGCUUGGUGCAUAUAAAAUUAGUGUUGAAGUCCUAGCAGAUUACUGGCUCUCAAGAUGAAGCUGUAAUGUCAUGAUACUGUCGCUGUUCUAUUCCAGCAGAUCUUAGACAAAUUUCUAGUAGGGUCAGUAUGGUUUCUACAUGACUGCAAUCAGCAUUGGAGUGGAAUGCAGAAGCAAGGCUUCACGGAAAGCUUAAGACAAAAUAGAAAACUACUUUUAGCCCUUCCUGAACGCUAGGGGUAAUUUAGAUGAAUAUACCAACACCCAUUACCUGUCCUGAGAUGCUGCAGUUUAAAUAGCACUCAUUCUAGGAAGGCUCAGCAGGUAAUCUUUUUCCCCUGAGCCGGAACUGUGCUGAUCUGACGUUGUGCUGAGUUUGGGCAGGGGCUAAUAAUAAACACAUAGAAAUAUGUGUGUAGGGGCAUUUCAUUUGCCAGAACAAACCUCCCAAGGAUCUGCUCUAGUCUCAGUUAAAUCCAGGAAAGCCUGGCUCUGCAUGUGGCCCAGGCUGAUGCCUGCUGCUACAGGCUAACAAGUUAGGACUUCAGAUGGAGAGCAGCUGUAGCUGAAAAGCAUCCUUCAUUUCAAGACCAACAUAGAGUGGCAACAAGUGUGCAUCUGGGGCUCUGAAAAUCUCAAGCAUUAGGGGUGGGGAGGUGAGAUUAUGUUAUGAUUAUAUCAUGUUAAACCAGGAAAGGCCUUGGCUAUCUUCAGUAUCUCAAAAUGGAAUUAUUUUUGAGCAAAAGGAUUAUUUUACAGCUUUCACACUAUUGUUCUACCCUCGCAUCAGCCCUGACAGUCCCCUUCUUCCUCAUUGUACACUUGGAUGGGUUGAUCAUAAUUAUUAGCAACAUUACCCAUGCAUUAUUUGCAUAGACAGUAGGUAUAAACGGGUGUGUAGAUGUUGGUAUUUUGGUUGGGGGGAUGGAGGAUUGGGUUUUUUUACUUUUGUCUUCUUGUGUCACUUCAAGGCUUUUAAGAAAUGCAGCUAAAUCAGCACAGGUAUGGUUCAGGACUGAACACACUGCUCUAGGAUGUGAACAAACGGUGAAGUCUACAAGCAAUCCAGUACAGGAGAGACAGGUGACAGUCACAGCUAUUUGGGGCUGGGUCCUUCUGUGGUCUGAUAGAUUCUGUUUGCUAGGAGAGACAAAAAUACAUAUUUUGCAUUUAAGACCCUUUAAUUUGAUUAGGGAAAAAUUCCUCUGCUGGAAUGCAGGCAGGCAUUACAGUAUAAGGUUUGAAAUCAAUGGAUGUUUAAGACCAUGAGAUAGUCCUGAAAACAUCCACUUGUGUUUGUACAUGUUUUUCCCUUUAACAUCUCAGACCAGCACCUUUUUCUCUGUGUGUCUGUAUGGGAUAUUUUACCAUUUCAGUAUAUGUUACAAUUUUUGCCUUUGAAGACCAGGAACCUAAUCAGAGACUCUGUAAAUUCCAGUCAUUUUGAAGCCCUCUCUGUUCCGUGUACAGCAUCAAGGGGUAGUCAGGCUCUGCUCAGGAGCAUGGCUGGAAGUGGAUUGUGGAUGUGUCAGACCCUUUUGUCCCAGAGUAAGUAGCCAGUUCCAUAUAAUCCCUUUCUAAGAUGUCAGAGGCUUUAUUUUUAGAAUAUUUAAAUAGUCUAUGUAGUCACCUAUCAUUUAAACUCUGUGGUUAUAUAAGACAGGGCCAGGAAGUGCUUUCUCCAGACUCCUGAGGGCUGUAACAGCCCCCUGCCUGCUGAUGGGCAGGACUUUAACACUGGCAGUGCUUUGACUAGGGGAGAGUUUAUGCUGACCUCCUUUCAGCUGCACAACCAUGGCAGUAAGGGUGGGAUUGACAGGCAUGCAGCUCCCUGCUGUAAAUCCAUGUCAUCAAGUCAACUAAAGGAUCUUUGCAUUUCUUCUGACAAGAUCAGCUCCUCCCUCUCUGUAGUACCACUUAAUCACCUACUCAAGGUUUACUUUUUUAUGUGAGAAUCAAGAUAUUAGUUUUUUUCCUUAAACAAUGGGUUGUAGGAAGUGCUUAUCUUCAGGGCAGGAGAAGGGUGUAGCUAUACUGGGCUAUUUUCAGCUUGAUCUUGGGGCCCUUACUGUGAAAAAUACGUAACAAACUGCUUUCUUUCCUACUAUAUAUGUCUAUAAAUACUUGUUUGCUUUUUGAAAGCUGAAAAAAGCAUUGACACCAACUCAAAUCCCACAGGCAGUGUUUGCAUUACUAUUCAUACCAUACUGAACACAGGUAAGAAUCUGUAAUGUCACAAGUUGUUUUCUAAACUGUCACUGUAAGACUCACUGUACUUGCCUGGAAAUGGAAACUGCUGGCAAGCUCAAAUCUAAGGGCUAACAAAGGGAGUGUUUAUUCCCCUUCAGGUUAUGGAGUCUGACUUUUUCCCUUGUGUCUAAACUGACGUGGUGCCCAUGAGAAUGUGGCAAGAACCAGUCACACUAACAGGGUCGAUAUCAACUCAGCAGAAAUGGAAAAGAGGUGAACAUACAUCAUUAUCUUACAUGGCUCUUUCUAAUAGUAGGGGACAGAAAGAGUUUUCCUUUUUGCCAUUACUGAAUGUUACUCUCCUCAUGUUUGUCUCUUUGUAAAUAUUCAGUGAUAGAAAAUACAGCCCCAUAAACCCAGAAUCUGGUGUUUUCAGUAAAGGCCUCUAUUUUAGAGCUUUAAGUGCUUAUGCAUUGCAAGGAUAUUUUGAAAUUCAGUUUUAAAGUUCAAUGCAACCUAACAGGUUGCAGAAAAUGAGAGGUGUUAAGAUAUGAGUCUGAGGCUGCUAGGUCGGCAAGCAGUGCUCAUCCACAUCCACCUUACAAGACAGAAGAUACCCAGAAGGGCAAAUGCUGAAACUGAAUUAGGGUGGGAAAUAAGUCUCUCACAGACAGUGCUUCUACCACCAACAUUUAUUUCUGUUAAAGCAGAUUAUAAAUCAUCAGUACAAAUAUAUAUAACUUACAUUUGCUUGUAAGGCCAAAGUUUAAAAGUAAAGUUAAAAUGAGAUGGUUUUCACAAGUCACCAGAGGCAGAACCUGGACCAGCUGCAGCCUUAACCACAAGGUUUCACAAAUCAGUGGGGAAAAAUAAAACCAAAGUUAAAAACCUCUAAGAACUAUUGACAGACAAACAUAAAAUGGUUUCCCAGGCAGCCCCAGGAUGUAGAUAUGAUGACAGUAAGUUGUCACAGUAGUGUUAGAACCAAUAGAUUAAGACAAAGAAACUGCAGCAAUACAUGAAAGGAAAAAAAUCCAUACUAUAUAGAAUAUGUAGACUGAUUCCAAUAAAAAACAGUAAAUUCUCCCCAUGGUUUUCAAACCAUGACAAUACUGUUCUUUAAUUUUCUUUAUUUAAAACUACGAUAUAAUGACUUAUCGGUUGUGAUUGUUGUUGCAAUAUGCUACUUACAAUGAACAGAUACAAGAACAAGCUAGAGCCCCUUUUUCCACCCCCCCAAUAUUACUUACUAUAAGAAUCAGCGAUAAAUCAAUCUUAUGUACAAUUUCUUACAUCCAACCCCCUUGUUUUUAACCUUUGGCAAGAUUACUUACAACUCAUACAGCUUUUAAUAUCCAACUAUUUAAAAUAUUCUAAAUGCAUAAAAAUAAAGAUUUUGGCUUUACUUUA
Messenger RNA from Motacilla alba alba, 10375 nucleotides. It is a transcript of the gene PAPLN, whose product is annotated as papilin, proteoglycan like sulfated glycoprotein. The record is from RefSeq and is a predicted model, not a curated record. Gene Ontology annotation, biological process: extracellular matrix organization. The transcript has 30 exons. Gene Ontology annotation, molecular function: metalloendopeptidase activity; serine-type endopeptidase inhibitor activity. Gene Ontology annotation, cellular component: extracellular matrix. Bases 2098 to 6246 code for a protein of 1382 amino acids. Lineage: Eukaryota; Metazoa; Chordata; Aves; Passeriformes; Motacillidae.